GGGAACCGGGCCCCGGGGGGAGUCGGCCGGGCUGCUGCUGCUGCUGCUCCAGGUGCUGCCGCCCGGGGCUGCGGCAGGGCCGGGGCGCCGGGGCAAGCGGGGCGCGGGCGGCGGCGGCGUCUGCUGGCCCGGCGCUGCCCCUGCCUUUCCCCGGGACGCGCGGUUGCUGCUGCUCCUGCCUCCCCUGCCGCCGCUGUCGCCUCCACCGCCGCCGCCGAGCUCCGCGCCCGCAGCCUCCGCCUCCCGGAUGGACGCUCUGCCCCGCGGCGGGCUGAACCUGAAGGAAGAGCCGCUCCUGCCCGCAGGCCUGGGUUCGGUGCGCUCCUGGAUGCAGGGCGCAGGCAUCCUGGACGCCAGCACCGCGGCGCAGAGUGGCGUGGGCCUGGCACGAGCACAUUUUGAGAAGCAGCCCCCCUCCAACCUCAGGAAAUCCAACUUCUUCCACUUCGUGCUGGCCAUGUAUGACAGGCAGGGGCAGCCCGUGGAGGUGGAGCGCACGGCCUUCAUUGACUUCGUGGAAAAGGACAGAGAACCUGGGGCUGAAAAGACGAACAACGGGAUCCAUUACCGCCUCCGGCUGGUGUAUAACAAUGGACUUCGGACAGAGCAGGACCUCUAUGUGCGUCUCAUUGACUCCAUGUCCAAGCAGGCCAUCAUCUAUGAGGGGCAGGACAAAAACCCGGAGAUGUGCCGCGUGCUGCUCACCCACGAGAUCAUGUGCAGCCGGUGCUGUGACCGGAAGAGCUGUGGCAACCGGAAUGAGACACCCUCAGACCCCGUCAUUAUUGACAGGUUCUUCCUCAAGUUCUUCCUCAAAUGCAACCAGAACUGCCUAAAGAACGCCGGGAAUCCCCGAGACAUGCGUCGCUUCCAGGUGGUGGUGUCCACGACCGUGAGCGUGGACGGACACGUGCUGGCCGUGUCUGACAACAUGUUUGUGCACAACAACUCCAAGCAUGGCCGCAGGGCGCGCCGCCUGGACCCCUCCGAAGCUGCCACCCCCUGCAUAAAGGCCAUCAGCCCGGGGGAGGGCUGGACCACGGGCGGCGCCACCGUCAUUGUCAUCGGCGACAACUUCUUCGACGGCUUGCAGGUCGUGUUCGGGAACGUGCUCGUGUGGAGUGAGCUCAUCACGCCCCACGCCAUUCGGGUGCAGACGCCCCCGCGGCACAUCCCCGGGGUGGUGGAGGUGACCCUGUCCUACAAGUCCAAGCAAUUUUGCAAGGGAGCCCCCGGCCGCUUUGUCUACACAGCCCUGAACGAACCCACCAUUGACUACGGGUUCCAGCGGCUACAGAAAGUCAUUCCCAGACACCCCGGCGAUCCCGAGAGGCUGCCCAAGGAGGUGCUGUUGAAGCGGGCGGCCGACUUGGCGGAGGCCCUGUACGGAGUGCCCAGCAGUAACCAGGAGCUCCUCCUGAAGCGCGCGGCGGACGUGGCCGAGGCCCUGUACAGCACCCCCCGAGCGCCCGCGCCCCUGGGGCCGCUGGCCCCCAGCCACCCCCACCCCGCCGUCGUGGGCAUCAACGCCUUCAGCAGCCCGCUGGCCAUCGCCGUCGGGGAAGCCACGCCGGGCCCGGAGCCGGGCUACGCGCGCAGCUGCAGCAGCGCGUCCCCCCGCGGGUUCGCGCCCAGCCCCGGCUCGCAGCAGAGCAGCUACGGCGGCGGCCUCGGAGCCGGCCUCGGCGGCUACGGGGCGCCGGGAGUGGCUGGCCUCGGCGUGCCCGGCUCCCCGAGCUUCCUCAAUGGCUCCACGGCCACCUCGCCCUUCACCAUCAUGCCCUCUAGCCCCCCGCUGGCUGCUGCCUCCUCCAUGUCUCUCCCGGCGGCUGCCCCCACCACCAGCGUCUUCUCCUUCUCACCUGUCAACAUGAUCUCCGCUGUCAAACAGAGGAGCGCCUUUGCCCCCGUGCUGCGCCCACCAAGCUCCCCAACCCAGGCCUGCCCCAGAGCCCACGGAGAGGGGCUUCCAGACCAGCCUUUUGAGGAUUCUGAGAAGUUCCACUCUCCAGCCCGGGGGCUUCAGGGCCUGGCGUACUCCUAAUUACGGUCUGCAGGUCUGGCCCCUGCUGGCCCGGACUGGAGGUCCCACCAGGAUUCACACCCAUGCCCUGGAUGGCAGCACAGACAGAGGCAGGGCCAGGGCUGUGGACAGACCUCAACCCAUGGGCCUGAAUGGGGAGAGGACUUCCUCCCCAUGCUCCCGGCCCUCCACAGGCUUCUUUCACCUCCCUUUCUUGGGGCUGGUCGAAGCCCCAGCACUGUGCUGAUGCUUUUGGCAGGAGAGCAUCCCAGGGAGGUGCUGGGAUGUAGGACUUCACACUCUGGACCGGUUCCUGUGGAAGAGAUGGACUUUGUGCAGACCUGAGGCAUCAGGUGACAGGAGCACAGGAAGUGGACUGUGGGAAAGAGGAUAGCUCAGGGAGAGGUGGCCUGGGAAGAUCCCAUUUGUGUCUGGCCCAUCUGCUGGGCCAGCGCCCACUUCUCUUUAGGGCAAGGGAAAUGUUCAGCAGCCUCAGAAGGCUUGCCCAGGCUCCCAUGGAGCUUCCGAUGGCCGCUUGGCCCCAUGGCUGCCCCACUCCCAUCGCAGCCUGCACUCUCACGCUUGCCACAUCAUGAAUCCCAGUGGGGGCUUCAGGCAUGGCAGUGCAGAAGAGGGGGUGCUAGGCCCCUGAAUUAUGGGUCUUCCUCCCAAUAGAUGUCCCAUGGACUCUGACCCACACACACAUGACUCUGCUGGUCCCAUAGAACCAUGGAACAGGCCCAGCUGCCCCUGGACUCACACUCUGCUCUGUUGGGGUUGGAGAAAACAGAACAAUAAACACAGAUGCGGGUGGCCACCCAGCCUCUCCUGCCUGCUUCCUUGGCGUGGGUCUGCUUUUCUAGGCUUCUCAUGAAGCCCGUCUAAAACAUGCCCCUGGCAGCGUUCUUGCACGUUGGGCUUUUUCAACAGCCCCAGAGUUCAACUGAGCAACUAUUCCCUACCCAGGUCUGCUUUCAGGUACUGUGUCGGGGUGUGGGGAGAAGGCGUACAGGCCUGAGGACCCAGGACAUGGGCUGAGCCCUGAGAUCUUUGGCUGGGAGCACAUUCUGGCCACUGAGGGCUCCAUCCCAUAGCUGUCUGGCAGGACCAAAGUAGGGAUUGUCAUCCCCCAGGGUAGGGGUUGCUGGGGACCAGAACAUAGCAAAUUAAACAUUACCUAGGUGUACACAGGCCCAGAAGUAAGAUCCCUCCUGGCUAGAGGCUGCAGGGCCUCACUUGGGCUGGGUGGGGUGGCUUUUGGCUCCCAAAGUUGCUAUCUGAGCGAGGUCUGACCCCAGGCCUAAACACUUUCUGGCUUUCCUGUCUCAGAGUUUUGGAGGAAGGAUAGUAAAGAUGCAAGAUUCCUGAACUCAUUUACCCCCUCUCCAGGAUGAAUGAAUCCCUGUUGUUCCCCUGAGACAUGUGCCUGAGACCUCGGACCUGGGGAGCCAUUUUUUGACUCAUUGUCCAGGGAUCCCAGUGUCCAGGCUGGUGGCACUCUUUUGCUCUGACCGGGGGAAAUCCUAUUCUUCCCCAACCCAUGUGCCCAUGCCCUACAGCCCUCUGGGCAAAGACACUUGCCAAGGAAGAUGGGCUGGUCCUGCUACUUCCUUCUCAUGUGAUCCUGGCCAACAUCUGGGACCAUAACAGGUAGCCUUCUGGUCACCUUCCCCUAUUUAUAGUGCUUGCCUGGUCUCCCCCUCAGUUCCUGUUUCCAGCCUAUGUUGCAGAGCCCUGAAGGCUACCAUGCCACAGCCUGCUCCAUUCAGACUCUGAGCAGUUUCCACUGCCUGGGGCUCUCCACUGCAGUCCACUGGACUGGAUGCAGAUGGUAGCCGGACAAUGGUCAUAUUCUGGUUCCUGAGAUGGGUCAGAUGCCAUGGAUGAUAGGAAUGAGAUGUGAUAUCUGUCUUCAAAAAUCUCUCAACUGUGCUCAGGCCACCAUUUGAGUCGGCACUGCCCACUCCCUGGUCCAGAGUAGGCAGAGCUAAUCAAUUAUGUUUGCUAUCAGUUUGAUGGACUGAAUUGUGUCCUCCCCAAAUUCAUACAUUCAAGCCCUAACCCUUUCCCCCCAUAUGACUAUAUUUAGAGAUAGGGCCUUUAAGGAGGUGAUUAAGGUUAAAUAAGGUCAUGAGAGUCGUGCCCUCGUCUGAUAGAAUCGGUGUCCUUGUAAGAAGAGACCCCAGAGCUCUCUCUUUACUAUAUGAGGACACGGUGAGAAGGUGAGACUGUCUACAAGCCAGGAAGAGAGUCCUCACCAGGAACCAAAUCAGCUGGCACCUUGAUCGCUCGUACUUGUAGUUUCCAGAACAAUGAGAAAAUAAAUUUCUAUUGUUUCA
This is a messenger RNA of Myotis myotis, 4362 nucleotides long. RefSeq names its product EBF family member 4 (gene EBF4). The coding region runs from base 248 to 2044 and encodes 598 amino acids. The transcript is spliced from 18 exons. Gene Ontology annotation, molecular function: RNA polymerase II cis-regulatory region sequence-specific DNA binding; DNA-binding transcription factor activity, RNA polymerase II-specific. Lineage: Eukaryota; Metazoa; Chordata; Mammalia; Chiroptera; Vespertilionidae. Gene Ontology annotation, biological process: regulation of transcription by RNA polymerase II. The record is from RefSeq and is a predicted model, not a curated record.